This is a messenger RNA of Medioppia subpectinata, 807 nucleotides long. NCBI's taxonomy places the organism in Eukaryota, Metazoa, Arthropoda, Arachnida, Sarcoptiformes, Oppiidae. The record is from the annotation of a GenBank genome assembly.
AUGUUUGUUUACAAAGCACAGUUCAUUGAGCAAGAUACCCUGGGCUCAGGCUGUUUUGGUAUUGUAUUUAAAGUGAAACAUAAAUUAACAAAUAAAAUAUUUGCCGUAAAAAGAGUACAAUUUAAGGAUGAUUUCAGUGAUGAGAAGAAACAGCGAGUUCUCAAUGAAGUGAAAAGUCUUGAAAAAUUGGACUCAAUUUUUGUGGUUAAAUAUUACAACUCGUGGACAGAAGGGACACAUCUAUACAUACAUAUGGAGUACUGCACGCAAACACUCAAACAUGUACUGCAAGUCAAGCAACAAGUAUUCGAGAGACAACCAAAAGAACCCUUAAAUAUAUUUGAAUAUUACAUUUGUUGCCAAAUAUUUCGACAACUCUUACAGUGUUUGCAAUUCUUGCACGAGUCGUGUCCACCCGUUAUUCAUCGAGAUCUAAAGCCAUCUAAUAUAUUGAUUUCAUACAAUAAUAACAAUUUAGUGCAUUUAAAACUGGGUGAUUUUGGGAUGGCCACAGAACACAAAACAACAUUCAUGAGCCACACUCAGGGCGCCGGUAAUGGCAAGUAUAUGGCACCGGAAGUGAGUUCGUCGAGGGAUUACGACCAUAGGGCUGAUAUUUAUAGCAUUGGUCUCAUUGGAGCUGAAUUGUUUGAUGCCGAUAUCAGAGCGUAUAACUCGAAAAUAUUUUCAUCUCAAUAUAAUGUUGUGGUCAAUAUAUUUUGGUCUAUGAUGAAUGCGAUGUCCGACAAUAGACCAUCAUGUUCUAAAGUACUAAAAGACUAUAGUCAGUGGACAAGUAUAAUAUAA